Messenger RNA from Styela clava, 1637 nucleotides. Its product is annotated as organic cation transporter protein-like. Gene Ontology annotation, biological process: transmembrane transport. Gene Ontology annotation, molecular function: transmembrane transporter activity. NCBI's taxonomy places the organism in Eukaryota, Metazoa, Chordata, Ascidiacea, Stolidobranchia, Styelidae. Gene Ontology annotation, cellular component: membrane. The record is from RefSeq and is a predicted model, not a curated record.
CCUCCGGAGCGCCGAUAUUAUAAUGUAUUAUUCGGGAUUAAGUUUACGGUGUCUUCUUCAAAGGUUCGGGAGGAAAACUGCCCUCCUUGUUCUUUCUGUUGGAUUAAUGGCAUCCGGAUUAGGAUGUACGUAUGCUCCUACAUUUGCAGUCUAUUGUGUUUUUCGCUUUAUUGAAGGUUCUACGUGUGUUCCACUGGCCGGCGCUAUUUUCUCUUACGCAAAUGAAGUAGCUGGUCGAAACCUCAGGUCCACCGUUGGCACAAUUAUAAUGUUCACUACAUCAAUUUCUCACACCAUAUUACCAGCCAUGGCGUAUGUUUUACGGGAUUGGAGGGAUUUGAAUCUAGCAAGUGCUCUACUACCACUAGCUUUCAUUAUUACUUGGCCGUUUAUUCCUGAAACUCCAAAGUGGCUACUUAUGAAAGGAAAAGAAGAAGAAGCAAGAAAAGUAUUGAAUCGGUAUGCAAAAAGCAGAGGAAAAACAUUGAACGAAGACGACUGGCAAAUAGUUCUCGAUACAGAAAAGAAAAAAAUGGAAUCUAUCAGUACAAGAUCUCAUCUGACCGAUCUUUUCCGUCGACCUUUCACAAGAAUUGUAUCGCUGGUUGUGUUGUUUGAUUGGUUUGCAGUCAACUGUGUAUUCUACGGUCUGGUACUGAACGCAGGUUCUCUUUCAGGUGACCCGUAUGUAAACGGCGUUCUGAAUGGAGCAACAGAAAUUAUUGCAGUAAUUGUGUAUGGAGCAGUAAAUAAGAAAUAUGGGGCAAAAGUCUGUAUUAUUCUCGGGAUGCUGUGUUCGGGAUCGCUCUGCCUUGUAGCAAUGAUUGCGGGGGAAAUAGACAGUACAAGUGAAACUGCCCUACAAGUGGUGAGAUGGGUAUCAAUCACAGGGAAAUUAUUUGCGACUGUUUCUUUCUACUCUACAUAUCAAUACACGAAUGAUGUUUUUCCGGUUAUCACAAGAGGCAAAGCAAUGGCACUUGCGUCCUCGUUCGCAAGGGUCGGAUCUAUAAUUAUUCCGUUUAUUCUUGAAGUUCAGUCUGACUCCAUAUGUGUCACUCAAGCUAUAUUAGGGUUCCUUGGCCUCAGUGCUGGUCUGGCAACUCUCAUCAUGCCACAAACCUCGUCAAAAGUUGCCACUACGACUCUGCAAGAAGCGGAAAAAGGUUACCGUGUUAACAUGAAGUGGAUGGCUAAGUUUAUAAAAUAUAAAAGAACAACGAACGAAAACGCAGACGAGAGAAAAGUACAAAUUGAAUAUUUGGACGUGGAAACAAAUAAUAACAACACUAUUUUUACUAAUCAUGUCACAAAAUUGUAAUUUUUAUAUGAUGAUUUAUCGAAGCAGUAAAACUAAAUUAAUUAAUGAACCACAUCGGCAAUCUCAUCUUUGUGAAUUCGAAAUUAUUUCAUGAUUAUUGUGAUAUCUUGUUUUGCAUUCUCCGUUGGCCCCUGUUCAUACAUCCGCUGGUACAUGUAUCAAUGAAAAUAUUGUGCAAAAUGUAAGUAGUUUCAAAACAUAAAUUAAUCAGAUUUAGCUCUUAAAAUUAGCUGAUACGACUAGGAUAUAUGUAUAAUAAUUAAUGUAAAGUAUAUUUGAUUCAUUUUUUGAAAUAAAUUUACUCUGUGAGAUAUUA